UCAUUAAAUCUGGCAGAUUGUAUAGCAUCCUCUAAAUGUAACACAUAGAGCUGUGUGUGCAGAGAAUAGCCAUGUCUCCAGGGGAGCAAGCUGUGGAUUGUGUGUCUUAUCUCUAACGCUCACAACCCCACACACUGUGCAUGUUCGGCGAGAUAAUGCAUCAGAAGGAGAAAAGGGGAGAGGUGUGGGAGCUCUGCUCAGAGGGGAACAGAACUGGCUAAUAGAGGAAAACUGAAUGGAAUUUUAUACUAACAAAACUGUUUAGUGACAAAACAACACUGAAGCCUCAGCAUUCAACUCAUUGUGGAAGGAUGCAUUUGCUAAAUAAAUGUCAGCAAUAACACAGAGUCGCAGAGCGAGAGAAAGCACUAACAUCACAUAGCAACUCCAAGCGUGCAGGGAUGCCAUCUGGACCCACAGCACCAAGCUUGAAAGCCAGAGAAAGGAAGAGUGUUUGAAUACAAAGUAAGAUAAACUCCAUUCUGAGAGUUCAACUACCAUUUCAUCACCAAGAAAAGAUUCUGCAGACAUUUCAGCUUCUGCAACAUGGAAUAAAAAUUUGUAUAUUUUUUUGGCUUAUUUUUUAAUAUACAUUUUAAUAAUUACAUAUACUGGACUUGAUGUUCAUUGAUAUAACUCUAUAAAACAAACUCUACUGAAACUGUGACUCGAUAUAACUAACUUCAGUUAAUUCCAGUACAACAUACCAUGGAUUGCAGCAUAUAUAAAUGGUAGUCCAUUGGCCUAAAGGAAUACCUUUUGGGGGCACAAUAAAAUAAAAGGAUCUGACCACCAAAAGCAAAACUUAUUGUGGGUGGGAGUUCACCUCAAAGAUAGGCAACUCAAUGGCAAUUUUCAGAAUCCUUGCAUAGUGACUAUUAUUCACUCUUCCAGAGCAAUGGAGUGUAUGCAGGAACUACAGCAUCCGCUGCUUGAAAGAUCGUUAGGAGGGGGGAUGCUGACGCCUCUCCUCUCCAGAGAUAGUGGGGGAGGUGGGGGGCUUGUUUGGAAAUGUCUCCCUCAAAGAGCACAGUCUGGAAAAGAACUCACUCAGCAGUUUCUAGAUCCUGGAAGUUUGCGCAGAACUGUAGACCCAAGGUGUGGAAAGGUGGCAGAUGUGCCUUUUUGGAGGUCAGCAGAGCCGCAGGUUUGGAAAGGAACAGACUAUAUAGAAACAACUUUUGUGGACAACAAUGGAAGCCCGGAAAGCUGUAAGAAGUUGUUGUACUCUCCAGAGAAGGACAUCCACACUGUUUCUUGUGAAGUGGGAGAAGAAGACAUUAUGGAUAUAGAGAACGCAACAUCUAGUGAUAGUGAUACAGACAGCGAAAGCCACUUCUCCUUGCUUCUCCCUCAGGACUAUUUGGGACUGGCAGUGUUCUCUAUGCUAUGCUGUUUUUGGCCUCUUGGCAUUGCAGCUUUCUUCCUAUCACAAAAGACCAACAAAGCCUCAGCCCAGGGUGACUACCAUGGAGCAAGUGUAGCUUCCAGACAGACCUUUCUGCUGGCUGUGUUGUCCAUCUUCUUCGGCAUCUGCACAUAUGUUGGUGCUGUUGUCGCUCUCAUUGCAUACCUGUCCAACAGAGCACCAACAUAACUUGCCAGGCAUCCUUUUGAUGAACUUUGAAACAGAAAUGACAGAUCACCACUCAAAAGAACCUGAAUGCUGCUAAAGGAAAAUCAACAAGGAGAAGGCAUGCAAAUUCAUGAAUUGCUCCCCACCUGGAGGGCACCUUUAUAUCAGAGAAAACCACAUCCUAUAACAAAAACAAAUUCCUCUUUCUAACCAUCUCUCUCACCAUAUACAUAUUUAUACAACUAUAAUUCUUAUAUUUUCUCUUGAGAGGGGCUAGAUUACUGCAAAAAUGUGUUUAUCUUAUAAAAGCAGGAUAGGUUUAACAAGAUCAAUAUCAGUGAGGAUUUAUUUCAAUUUUUAAAAGGUUAUAGCCAUUUAUACUUGGCAAAUUUAAGUAUACUAUACUAAUUUCCAGUGUGGGGAUGCUUUUGGUGCUGGAAACAGCAUCAGAUUACAAAUUAUGAGGUGCAAGUCGUUUGUGUGUGUGUGUGUGUGUAGGUGCCAUAUGGAACAAGGGUACCAGCUCCUCAAGGCAGGGUCUCUGUGCCCACUGGAGGGUGCCUAACAAAUUGGUAGCCCCCAGUGUUUGUUACUUUCCUUGUCCUUUAACAGCUGCCUGGUUUCCCUUGUGUGUGUCAGAGGAAUUCUAUUCACUAAUAAUGAUUGCACUCUUGCUUAUAAUUAAGCCUCAAACCACUUUCCAAAAAUAAUUUGAUUAAAUAUUAUUUGCAGAUGCUGACUAGGAAAGCAACAAGCAUUUACACACACCUACUUUCAGAUAUUUUAUACCUGCUUUAAUAAAACAUGAACUCUACAAGAUACACAUGAACUCUGUGGUUGCUUCAUGCUUUGCACAAUGCGCCGCUUUUCGUACCAACGUGUAUACAUACAGAAUGGGCAGCAUUGCAGACAUGUCUAUCUAUGCUGUCAUGCUGGCAAAAUGCUUGAAAGAAUCCAAAAACUAACGGACUUUAAAUGUUUAUGUUUAUUUUAUAAAUGACUGUUCUGUGCUUCAAAACAUAUAACUGCAUUGUGAAUAUAUUUUUAGCAAUAAUUGUCUGUAUUUCCAUACAGAAUAUAUAUAUAAAUAAAAGGGAAAACGCUGAUUUUAGACGGAUACGAUCAUCUCAACACAUCCAUUAAAAAAAAAAUGAUUAUUUUGCAUUUCUAUGCACUACAAUUUAGUUCUGGACAGUAAUCUGUUAUACAUAUCUAGUUUUCAUAAAAGUACAUAUUUUAAAAGUGCUGAGCAGUUGUUUUCUUUUCCUUGCUAAGCUUUCUUAUUCAGUCACCUAUCCUUCACUGAGGUAACCAAUGGCCUGUAGAUGCGAUCUAAGACCACUGCGGUAUGAAUGUUAUUCAUAAAAACAACUACAAUUUUAGCUAUAUACAGAAAUGGGAUCCAUUCUCCAGAAACCUUUGAAUUACAGGAAGGCCAUUUCCCAUAUUCCCAAAAUAAAAAUUUUCUCUGUAAUAAUAAAACAGAACCUUGUACCUAAUCCCAACUAAGAUAUCAUUCAUACACAUUGGUAGCAAAACAAUCCUUUUUGGUUUAUUUCAUGUUUAAAUGCAUCUGUAGCACACAGGAAGGCUUAUUUAUCACAAUUUCAAAUUGUACAUUUUAAAGUUUUUUUUUUUCAAUUCGAAUAAACUUGAAAUGUUUCCAAACUCGAA
Molecule: messenger RNA, 3250 nt
Organism: Xenopus tropicalis (tropical clawed frog)
Lineage: Eukaryota; Metazoa; Chordata; Amphibia; Anura; Pipidae
Gene: tmem91
Product: transmembrane protein 91
Exons: 5
Coding region: 899-1597 (232 amino acids)
Cellular component (GO): membrane
Source: RefSeq, a predicted model, not a curated record